ACUUCCAGCGGACCAAUUGAAAGUGAUAAAAGUGUAGUUAGGUACUGCAGUCACUAGGCGAUGAUCAGAAGUCGGUUUCCGAUCAAGAAUCCCGUCGAGUUCGAUGCCCGACCGCGGCAGUAGACGUUCAACGCGCAAUCAUAUCGGAGUAUUCAUAGCUUCUUAGCUGGAAAGAUAGAAACGCUGGGUGAUAGAAAAUCUAUUCACAACAAUUGUGAUUCGUCGUGUGAAAAUCUCAGAUAAUUUAUUAACUUGAUGAACAAUUGAAUUCGCAGAUUCAAGAAAGCAUAGAAAUCAAUUGACUCCGUUUCGUAUUUGUACGUAGUGCUGAUAGCAAUCAUUGCCCCAAAAGUGGUUUAGCCAGUUCUCGACUGAUCUUGUUUCUGGGGAGCCGCUUAUUACAGCAGCUGUGGAAGGUUCUCGAGAAGACGAGCCUCCGCAGAAAUUACGACGGCUGAUUAACCUGGAGCAGUGUUUUCUUUUUAUGUGAUGGUUAAAACAAGAGGAGUGAAGUGCGGAACAAGUGCAAACCGGCAUGCGUAUAACUUUCACACGUAACUAUCGUUCCGCGAAUCGCAUACUGAUGAAUGCUAGAUGUUUACAAUAAAAGCAGGUUUUCAAGAUCAAGACUAGUCGUUCAACCGUAUCAAAGUUUGGUGCCAUUUAAAUCUACUUCUCAUCCAUGCUUAACAGCAGUGAAAAGAUGCCUUCGUCAGAGUUUCAAAGAGGGGGCAUUCCCAAGCGCCUAAUAGUUGCCGUGAUGAUCUUCAUUGCAUGUGCCACGUCGUUCAUGUUGCGUGUUAACAUGUCUAUCAACCUGCUGGCGAUGGUUCAACCCAAGAUGAACUCGACGGUGAUGGAUAGUAUGACAAACAUCACCACACCCAACGCCAAUGAAUCGUUUGUCUCUAUCGUGAUUACAGCUAAUUUGACAGAACCAAUUUUACCAAGCAAUAUCACGAGCCAAACAACCAAACAGCCAGAGGUUCAAAAUUAUGGACCGCGCUAUAAAUGGGAUCAGGGUACUCAAGCACGAAUUUUAGGAGCAUAUUUCUACGGAUUUAUGGUCACAUCACUUCCAGCCGGUUUAAUGGCGGAACGGUACGGGCCCAAGUUAGUGGUCGCAUUGUCCUUCGUGGUGAGCGCCAUUGCAACCGCCGCAACACCGGCACUAGCGGAAGUCGGUCCUUGGUAUGUAAUCGCAUCCAGAGCCAUUGUUGGAGUCGUGGCAGGACUCGUAUAUCCAGCUUUGCAAAACCUAAUCUCUCGAUGGAUUCCACCAAACGAACGCGGUAAAGUAAUAGCGUGCAUUUCCGGCGGAAGUACUUUUGGAACUGUCAUCACCUGGCCAAUAUCUGGCAUACUGACCGAGCAAUUCGGCUGGAAUUACGCCUUCUACUUCCCGUCAAUAUUUCUGUUAAUAAUUGCAGUCAUAUGGUUUUUAUUGAUUGAAAACUCGCCAGAUCAACACAGUUCUAUCACUGCUGAAGAGAAAAAGAUAAUAGACGACGCUCUUGGAAACACAAUAUCAAAAUCAAAAUCCUGGCCACCAUUCGGAAAAGUUUUUACUUCUCUGCCAUUCCUGGCGCUUAUGCUGUUACACUACGGCUGCAUCUGGGGAAUGAGUUUCUUUAUAACGCAAGCUCCUAAAUUUAUGAACGAAGUACUCGGCUUCAAGCUAGCAAACGCCGGAUUCCUUUCCAGCAUGCCAUAUUUAGCGAGAAUGUUCUCCGGGUUCUUCUUCGGGUACAUCGGUGAUGUCAUCCUACAGAAGGAAGUUAUGAGCAGAACGGCCAUGAGGAAAACAUUUUGUAUCUUCUCUCAUUUCCUACCGGGAGUACUUUUGGCUGUUCUUCCGUUCAUUGCUCAGGAUCCACUCGUCUGUGUAGGAUGCAUCGUACUGUGUUUGGGUUUCAAUGGAUCUGCUACGAUAACCAAUUUGGUGAACGCGCAGGACCUCGCGCCUAACUUUGCCGCCUCGCUUUACGGAUUUCUAAGUUUUCUAGGCACCACGGCAGGUUUCAUAGCGCCCAUGCUGGUAGCGUACUGUACUGCGGAAAAUAAUACAAUGGACGAAUGGACAAUUGUUUUUCUGAUUAGCGCAAUAAUCUUUAUCGGAAGCGGCAUUAUUUUCAUUAUAUUCGGAUCUGGCCAAGUUCAGCCCUGGAACGAUAUCAAAGCGAAAACCGGACGUUCGACGAACGGCCGGACUCCGAAUGAAAACGGAAACUGUGUAGAACCCGGUGAAAUGACAGAAUUGGUGAACCGAAAUACAUAAUUACGCUCAAUACGAAAGUCGUUGAACGUUGUAGCAAUUCAAAAAAUAUAUCCUGAUAGUACUACUUAGCCUAGAAUACGAUUUAAGGUUUAGCAAGUUGU
This is a messenger RNA of Sabethes cyaneus, 2379 nucleotides long. Its product is annotated as sialin-like. Bases 683 to 2278 code for a protein of 531 amino acids. Gene Ontology annotation, biological process: monoatomic anion transport; transmembrane transport. The record is from RefSeq and is a predicted model, not a curated record. Lineage: Eukaryota; Metazoa; Arthropoda; Insecta; Diptera; Culicidae. The transcript has 5 exons. Gene Ontology annotation, cellular component: plasma membrane. Gene Ontology annotation, molecular function: transmembrane transporter activity.